Parastagonospora nodorum SN15 is the source of this 249-nucleotide messenger RNA. RefSeq lists its product as hypothetical. Lineage: Eukaryota; Fungi; Ascomycota; Dothideomycetes; Pleosporales; Phaeosphaeriaceae. The coding region runs from base 1 to 249 and encodes 82 amino acids. The record is from RefSeq and is a predicted model, not a curated record. The transcript has 2 exons.
AUGACUGACAGUUUCACAGGUGAUCUUAAGGAACUAAUAGGCGGCGGCAAGGAUGUGGAGGAGGUCAAGGGCACAGCGUUCGCGAGCCAGUACAGAAAGGUCAUCGAUGCAGUGAAAGCUGCAGGGAACGGGGAUGUCAAGGUGUUCAAGGUGCAGAUCGAUGGGACAAGGGCGGAGUACUAUGUUGUUGCAGUGGAUGAGAAGGAUGGCCGGCUUGAUAUCACGAAUACGUCCCAAACGAACAGUUGA